Molecule: messenger RNA, 2661 nt
Organism: Sus scrofa (pig)
Lineage: Eukaryota; Metazoa; Chordata; Mammalia; Artiodactyla; Suidae
Gene: AFG2A
Product: AFG2 AAA ATPase homolog A
Cellular component (GO): cytoplasm
Molecular function (GO): ATP hydrolysis activity; ATP binding
Source: RefSeq, marked provisional
AUGUCUUCCAAGAAGAACAGAAAACGCCUGAACCAAAGCACCGAGAAUAGUUCGCCCUCGGCCUCCGCUGCUUCCUUUCCUGAGGGGGCCACAGCUUCAGCCGUGGCGGCCGGGACUUUGGUGGUGAUCAACUUCCUAGAAAAGGAUGACAAAGUUCCUAAAACAUUCCAGAAUUCCCUUGUUCAACUUGGACUCAACACCAUGAAGUCUGCAAAUAUAUGUAUUGGUCGACCAGUGUUGCUUACCAGUUUGGAUGGAAAGCAAGAAGUCUAUACGGCUUGGCCUGUGGCAGGAUUUCCUGGAGGGAAGGUUGGCCUGAGUGAAAUGGCACAGAAGAAUGUGGGUGUGAGAGUUGGUGAUGCCAUCCACGUCCAGCCUGUUUUGGGUGCUGUGCUGCAAGCUGAGGAGAUGGAUGUGGCACUCAGUGACAAAAAUGCAGAUAUUAAUGAAGAACAGUUGACUGGUUGUCUUCUGAGAAAACUAGAUGGCAAGAUUGUUUUACCAGGCAAUUUUCUGUACUGUACAUUCUAUGGACGACCAUGCAAGUUGCAAGUGUUGGGAAUAAAAGGGGCAGAUGGCACGAUGUUGAGAAAGUCUCAGAAUGACCCUGACACUGAUGCCGGUGGAAUGGCUUCUGAGCCAUCCAGCAUAACAACCAGUACCCUGGAUUUAUCCUUACAGCUAAGUCAGUUAGAUCUGGAAGUGUCCCAAAACCCAACAUCAAGCAGUACUCCUUAUAAACUAGUAGAUGACAGAAUGAUCAAUAAAGCUGGUGACAUUUUGUCAGAUGUUACACAGAGUCCUAAUGGCAAUGGACUUGGAUUAGAGGAAGUCACAGGUCUUAAAUGUAGUUUUGAGUCUGCCAGAGAAGUAAAUGAGCAACCUAUUAAUGAAGAGAGAUUGCUGAAGUCACCCAGCGUGGGAGCAAAAUGCAACACUGAUACCUUCUAUUUUAUUUCUUCAACAACAAGAGUCAAUUUUACAAAAAUUUGCACAAAAUCAAAAGAUCAAGACAACCAAUUAAAAGUGACUUACGAUAUGAUCGGUGGCUUAAAUAGUCAGCUGAAAGAAAUUAGAGAAAUAAUUGAAUUACCUCUCAAACAGCCUGAACUUUUCAAGAGUUAUGGAAUUUCUCCCCCUAGAGGAGUGUUGCUCUAUGGCCCUCCAGGUACUGGAAAGACAAUGAUUGCCAGAGCUGUUGCUAAUGAAGUCGGUGCCUAUGUUUCUGUAAUAAAUGGUCCUGAAAUUAUAAGCAAAUUCUAUGGGGAGACUGAAGCGAGGUUACGUCAGAUAUUUGCUGAAGCCACUCUGCGGCACCCAUCAAUUAUUUUUAUUGAUGAGCUGGAUGCACUUUGCCCUAAAAGAGAAGGAGCUCAGAAUGAAGUGGAAAAAAGAGUUGUAGCUUCACUCUUAACACUGAUGGAUGGUAUUGGUUCAGAGGGAAGUGAAGGACAGGUGUUGGUCCUUGGGGCCACAAAUCGCCCUCACGCUUUGGAUGCUGCACUCCGAAGACCUGGACGAUUUGAUAAAGAGAUUGAGAUUGGAGUUCCAAAUGCUCAAGACCGGCUAGAUAUUCUCCAGAAACUGCUUCGAAGGGUACCCCAUUUGCUCACUGAAGCUGAACUGCUACAGCUGGCAAAUAGUGCUCAUGGUUAUGUUGGAGCAGACUUGAAAGCCUUGUGUAAUGAAGCAGGUCUCUAUGCCUUGCGAAGAGUCUUGAGGAAACAGCCUAACCUCCCUGAUAGCAAGGUAGCUGGGCUGGUGAAGAUUACUCUGAAAGAUUUCUUGCAGGGGAUGAAUGACAUCAGGCCCAGUGCCAUGAGGGAGGUAGCAAUUGAUGUCCCAAAUGUAUCCUGGUCAGAUAUAGGAGGGCUGGAAAAUAUCAAACUGAAAUUGAAACAGGCUGUGGAAUGGCCCUUGAAACAUCCAGAGUCUUUCACUCAAAUGGGUAUUCAGCCACCUAAAGGAGUUCUUCUAUAUGGGCCACCAGGAUGCUCUAAAACAAUGAUUGCAAAGGCUUUGGCUAAUGAGAGUGGGCUGAACUUCCUAGCUAUAAAGGGACCUGAAUUAAUGAAUAAAUAUGUUGGUGAAUCUGAAAGAGCAGUUAGAGAGAUCUUCCGAAAAGCAAGAGCAGUGGCUCCUUCCAUUAUUUUCUUUGAUGAACUUGAUGCCUUAGCAGUUGAAAGGGGCAGUUCUUCAGGUGCUGGGAAUGUAGCCGAUCGUGUUUUGGCUCAGCUCUUGACGGAAAUGGAUGGCAUUGAACAGUUAAAGGAUGUGACAAUUUUGGCAGCUACUAACCGCCCAGAUAGGAUAGACAAGGCUUUGAUGCGGCCUGGAAGAAUUGAUAGAAUCAUCUAUGUGCCUUUACCAGAUGCAGCAACAAGAAGGGAAAUAUUUAACCUGCAGUUUCACUCUAUGCCAAUUAGUAAAGAGGUUGAUCUGAAUGAACUCGUCCUCCAAACAGAUACAUACUCAGGAGCAGAGAUUAUAGCCGUCUGUAGAGAGGCAGCCCUUCUGGCUCUGGAAGAAGACAUUCAAGCCAACUGCAUUAUGAAAAGACACUUUACUCAAGCCUUGAGCACCGUGACACCCAGACUUCCUGAGUCAUUGAGACGUUUCUAUGAAGAUUAUCAAGAGAAGAGUGGGCUGCAUACACUCUGA